Molecule: messenger RNA, 703 nt
Organism: Morus notabilis
Lineage: Eukaryota; Viridiplantae; Streptophyta; Magnoliopsida; Rosales; Moraceae
Product: protein transport protein Sec61 subunit beta
Biological process (GO): intracellular protein transport
Cellular component (GO): Sec61 translocon complex
Source: RefSeq, a predicted model, not a curated record
ACUCCAUCCUUCGUUUUUUCUUGUAAAUCACAUUAUUAAUUAUCACUUUAACUCCUCACCAAUCAAUUUUCCAGUAAUUAGUCACAUCUUUUUAACUUCAUCUUUGUACUAGUUGUUUGGAUUUACUCUCAUUUGUCACAGACACGCUUUCUUCCUGUGCUUCGCUCUGCAAAAAUGGUCAGAGGUUCGUCUCAGUCCCAAACGGCGUCGUCUUCCACAUCGCGGCCGGGCGUGGUUGCUCCACGAGGAAUGCGCCGCCGUCGGGUCUCUGGAGCUGCCGCCGCUGGAUCGGGCUCGGCCUCGUUCGGCGGUGGAUCUGGUCCCGGAAGCAACAUGCUGAGAUUCUACACCGACGAUGCUCCGGGAUUGAAGAUCUCGCCGACCGUCGUGCUUGUUAUGAGCCUCUGCUUCAUCGGCUUCGUCACGGCUCUUCAUGUCUUCGGCAAGCUUUAUCGCUCCCGAUCUGGCGCCGAGGCUUGAUCGCGGGAUCCUUGUUUGGAUCAUCUGGUUCGUGUUUAGUGUGUUCCUUUUCGAUUUGGUGAUCAUUCCGGUUCCGUGAUCGGCUAAGAAAUCGGUAAUUGAAUAAUAUAUGUUCUUGUACUGUAAUUUCUGCUCUGAAAAUUUCUGGAGUUUUUCAUGUUUGUAAAUAUGGGAUUUUCUGGAUGUUACUUUGAUGAAAAAAGUGAUUUUGGAUCGUUAUUGA